Molecule: messenger RNA, 1782 nt
Organism: Aspergillus alliaceus
Lineage: Eukaryota; Fungi; Ascomycota; Eurotiomycetes; Eurotiales; Aspergillaceae
Gene: abr2
Product: laccase abr2
Exons: 6
Coding region: 1-1782 (593 amino acids)
Molecular function (GO): copper ion binding; oxidoreductase activity
Source: RefSeq, a predicted model, not a curated record
AUGGCGCCGUGGAAACCACUCGCGGCCUUGCUCAGUGCCAGUCUACUUUCUUCAGUACUGGCAGAGCUGGUUACAUUUGAAGCAGAUCUCACUUGGGCAAAAGGCGCUCCAGAUGGCAACCUUAGAGAUAUGAUCUUCGUGAAUGGGCAAUUCCCAGCCCCUGCGUUGACGCUGAAUCAAUAUGAUAACGUUGAGUUCACUGUCCAUAAUCUGAUGCCUUUCGAAGCUACCAUCCACUUUCAUGGAAUAGAGCAGUUAAACACCCCGUGGUCGGAUGGUGUUCCUGGCUUGACGCAGAAGCCUAUCUUACCCGGUGAGACGUUUACCUACCGAUGGACUGCCACGGAAUAUGGCACGUAUUGGUACCAUGCCCACGCCCGGUCUCUGAUGGCGGACGGCCUCUAUGGAGCCCUUUGGAUCAACCCUGCGCCUGACACCCCACAGCCGUUUCACUUGAUAUCCGACGACCCUAGGGACAUUGAAUGCAUGCGCAAAGCAGAGAGUGACCCUAAGCUCGUCGUAUUAUCGGACUGGUCACACUAUACUUCGGAGGAAUACCAGAAAAUAAUGGAGGAGAGUGGGGCAGAUCUCUUCUGUAUUGAUAGUAUUUUGAUAAACGGACGAGGACAAGUGCAUUGCCCUGGAGCCGAUUACAUCAAUAGCCUUCAAACAGAAUAUUUGAAGGCUUCAAUUGAUAACUUACCACUAACUGACAGAGGAUGUUAUCCCAAAAUCUGGAAGACCCAAGGGAGCUUCCCUCGAAAUGACUCAAACAUUCCACCAGGACUGGAGUCAGGUUGUAUUCCCACAGCCGGAACUCAUGAAGUGAUAGAAGUUGACCCGGAGGACCGAUGGGUUAGUCUUAAAUUUAUCAGCGCUGCCUGGCUUAAAGCCCUUAUCGCGUCCAUCGACGAGCACCCUAUGUGGAUCUACGAGGUCGACGGUCACUACAUUGAGCCUCAACUUGCUCAUACGAUGGUGAUGUACAAUGGCGAACGUUAUUCGGCAAUGGUAAAACUGGACAAGGCGAGGAAAGAUUAUACGAUUAGGGUCCCCGACACAAACGCCGACCAAAUCAUAGCGGGGUUUGCCACAUUGAGAUACAAAGGCAGUGACCAACUCGGGGAAUCCGAGCCCUAUAUCGAUUAUGGUGGGUUAAACACCACUGCUGACGUGGUUGCUUUGAAUGAGAGCAUCUUGGCACCGUAUCCUAACAUUCAGCUUCCGACGGCUGCCGACCAGCUGAUCAAUCUUACCUUUGGUCGGCGAGAGUCGGCAUACCAGUGGACGCUGGAAGGUGAGCAACUUUAUGACGUUAUGGCCAACUACGACGAUCCGAUCCUCUACAACUUGACCGCAAUGGAAAACUUAGCUGAUAGGGUUACCGUUCAAACUCGAAAUGGAACUUGGGUUGAUGUACUACUUCAGGUCGGUCUAAUGCCAGACACCCCACCUAUUCAGGCGCCGCAUAUCAUCCAUAAGCAUUCAAAUAAAGCCUUCAUAGUCGGGGAAGGUGAUGGGUUUUUCAACUGGACUAGUGUUGCAGAGGCAGCUGCGGAAAGACCGGAGCUUUUCGAAUUCGAGCGACCGCGGUUGCGAGACACUUAUAUGGUACUGGGUCUUCUUGGUCCCAAAUGGAUGGUUAUUCGGUACCAGGUGGUUAACCCAGGUCCUUUCCUUAUCCAUUGCCAUAUCGAAACGCAUCUCUUCAACGGUAUGGCGGUUGCUUUACUUGAUGGUGUCGACGAAUGGCCGGAAGUUCCACCAGAAUAUGCUGGUUGA